UUCGCUUGCCUUUAGGGAUUACAGCUCCUGCCAGCGUUCUUCAUUAGAUAGGUUUCUCCGUUUAGGGUAGCCUACCGGAGAUUUCAUGAUGACUUUGCUACCAUCUCUCCGCUCUGAUGCGAAGAUGAGUUUUUAAAGGUGGUUUUAGAUCAGUUGUUUUAAGACCAGAUAUCAGAAAAAAUACAACUAUAGACUUCUUGCUGGACUUGGAGGUGCCGUAAAGAGAGUUGAAGUUUUAGCUUCAGUCAGUUUUAUAGCGCGUCCAGUGUCCCCAUCAUGUGCAGAGUGACAUCCAUUUCGAAUAAAUCAUACCCCGGUGGAGCGUCUGAUCAAACAACACACACGCUGUUAAUUAAUUGGCUUGUUUGCUGUUCUGUCGCCACAACUAACCAACACCAAACAAAUCCACUGGUGUGUGGUUAUAUAAGGUGAAGGACACACUGGGUACAUCUGCAACGAUUGCAUCCCACUUCACGAUGGCUUACCGACUGCUGGUGAGCUGUCUGCUAUUGCUACAGCUCGUACUAACGCAAGCCGACGGAGGUAGCUUUCUAACACCGUCCGGCAGUACCUACUGUCCCAUACCGCUGGACGUGUUGGAGCAGGAGAACGGCACCGCCCCGGCCGGCUGGAGCGCCAGCUGCACCCAACGCCGCACAGAGGAUUACGCCAAGGUCGAGCAAGCGGUCGCAGUAAUCAAGGACCAUCUGGAGAAGCAGGCGGCCGCCACCAUACCGAUACGGGACGAGUUGCGCCAGUUUGGCGGCACACUGUUACCACUGCUAAACUCCGCCCAGCUCAAGACCGAGGCCGCCGAGCUGGACGAGCUGCGCAUGAGCGUGCUGGUCGCUGCGAUUGAGGCGGGCCGCAUACCAGAAGCGAUGACGCAGUUCCUCAUGCUGGCCGGCUGGAACCGGUGGCCGGAAAUCGUCGCCCGGAUCUACCAGAACACGAGACGCGACCGGCAGCACAUUGCGAACCUGCUGGAGUUUAUCCGCAUCGUGCCGGCGCGCGACGACCGGGUCGCGUUCUACCACGAGCUGAAGAAGCACAUGGUCUCGAGCAAGGACUACGAGUCGUUCCUCGGCGCCCUGUUUGCGGCCGAUGCGUUUCAUGUGGUGUACGAGGCGGACGGCAAGACGCCGCUGAACGAGAGCGAUGCGAAGGCGCUCUACACCACGAUGCUGGACGGCGCGGGAGCGUACUUCCAGCGUGCCCUGCUAACCGGCGCCAACCGGUACGAUCUGUUCCUGCUCGACAAGCAUCAUCCGCAGCUAUUCGAUCUGCUAUUCGACCGCGUCGUGAACGUGUCCCAGGCGGAUAUGCGCAAGUUCAACUCGUGGCAGAUGAUGGGAGCGCUCUGCCGCGUGAACCGGCCAAUGCUAAAAGUGCAGCUGUUCCGCAAGACCGCCUACCUGCUGCUGGACCACUUCAAGUGGGAGAAGGAGAACGAGUUCUACGCGCCGAUGCUGGCCGGCUACUUCGAGGUGUGCCUGCCGGAGAUCCGGAAGGAUCCAGCCACCGCCGGUCUCGUCACGGAGGUGCAGAACAUCUUCGGCCGCUACAAGAAGGGGAUGAACUACAAGAGCAUCUCGAAUAUCAUUGGCAAGAACAUCCACGCGUACGCUGGGUAGGGUUCUGGGUUAAGAAUAAAGGGACCGAUAUGUAUAAUGCAGCCAUUUCCAUCAACGUGGAGUAGUUUAUGUCAGGCGUUUGACGUUCUUUAUUGACUUGGUCGAGGAAGCGCUAGGAGGGAGCCGUCGUAGGGACGACACAACAACACAAAGGAUACAGUGCUAGCACA
Molecule: messenger RNA, 1804 nt
Organism: Anopheles merus
Lineage: Eukaryota; Metazoa; Arthropoda; Insecta; Diptera; Culicidae
Exons: 2
Coding region: 477-1634 (385 amino acids)
Source: RefSeq, a predicted model, not a curated record